This is a messenger RNA of Enterobius vermicularis (human pinworm), 396 nucleotides long. The record is from the annotation of a GenBank genome assembly. Lineage: Eukaryota; Metazoa; Nematoda; Chromadorea; Rhabditida; Oxyuridae.
AAAGACUUAACUACAAUGCGAAAUUCUGAUCGGGCUUCAUCCAGUUCAUCAUCCAGUACAGAUUCAGAAACUGAACUGCAUACCUGUUUAUCGUUGUCACGACGGCAACGUUUUCAAAAGUUGUCAAAAGAACGACGUGAAUGUCGAGAAACGUUUGCAACACUUCGACGUUUAGUGAAUGCACAAGAAGGCCUUACACAAUUGGAAUUACUACAAAAGAUUAUUGACUAUAUUUCAGAAUUACAGGCAGUGUUGAACAGAAAUGAUCGAGAUAUGAAAGAAGACAAGGAAAAUUAUGAGACUGUUCAGUUGCUUGCCAAUCAUUCACGAAAUUGUGCUGCGGUUUCGCUGAACAGCAAAGAAUUUCAACGUGAAUUAAGACGAAUAAACGGAUAG